AAAUUAAAAAAGACGAAGUAGUUUCCCCCCACACCGCGCAUGCGCUAGCGCACCCACUAUUCUAGAACAAGUUUCCAAAGCAAGUCUUGGGAAAAAGUUAGCAAAAGGACGACAUUGUCGCCGGGUUUGUUCUUUUCUCGGUCAAAUAUUUCGCGAAAGCAAAGCUGAGACAAACUCUUCUUAGUGACUCGUCCGAGAUUCCCGGGCUAGCUUAGCUUGCUAGCUGCUAACGGAAAGCAGCACGUCGCCAAGUGUGCGUUUAAAGUGUUGUGAUUGUGUGAAAAUGUGUCAAAUACGAACACUGAAAGUGUUGCUGAGCCAGCAACUAACUGCUGCUGUGGAGGAAAUAUUUGUAGUGUUAGAAAGAACCAUAGCGGAAUACGCGAAGGAACUUUCCAGAACAAAAGAGGAGAACGAGCGACAACGUCAACUACUGGACGCAGUUGUCAAGAAGCCUCAAGUUGUCUUGCACAGGACAGAUUACCGUAAAGAACAUCUCCCCCCCUCUGAGCAGCAGAAGUGGCGUUCCAGGAAGGAGCAGGAGGAGCCAGAGCCCCCUCACCUCGAUGACAUCAUGACACAGGUGGGGAGGACAGAUGCUGACGGAGACCAGAUAGAAAAUGACAUCAUGAAACAGGAGGUGAAGAAUGAUGCUGACGAAGACCAAAUGGAAAACCUCCUACCUCCACUGUCAGAUUGCGAGGACAUGGCGUCAAACCCUUCUGACGUGGAUGAAGAUUCCGAAGCCGAAGCGACGUGUCAACCUGACGCCACGCGCUUGACGUGCUUUCACUGUGGUGACACCCUCAGGAGCCAGCUCCUCCUGGAGGAACACGUGAAGCGUCACACGGCCGACAAGUCCAUGCAGUGCACCAGGGAGGAGAACCUCUUCAAACAGGAAGUCCAGACAGGAGUUAAUGGAGACCAACUAGAAAACCUCCUACCUCCACUGUCAGAUUGUGACGGCAUGUCGUCCAACAUUUCAAGUUCCGACUCGGAUGAUGAAGACCCAGGAGCUGACGCUGACGCCGACGCACCCUUGGUGUUCUCUCACUCCGGCAAAACCUUUGACACGGUCGAUGAAGACCCCGGAGCCGAGGCCGACGCACCCUUGGUGUUCUCCCACUCCGGCAAAACCUUUGACUCGGUCGAUGAAGACCCCGGAGCUGAGGCCGACGCACCCUUGGUGUUCUCUCACUCCGGCAAAACCUUUGACACGGUCGAUGAAGACCCCGGAGCCGAGGCCGACGCACCCUUGGUGUGCUCUCACUCCGGCAAAACCUUCGAGAGCAAGAGUCUCCUGAACGAGCACAUGAAGUGUCACGCGGCCGUCAAAACCGUGAAAUGCACCGUCUGCGGGAAACGCUUAAGCAAGGGCCAUUUCGCCCGGCACCUCAGGCUGCACACGGGAGAGAAACCGUACGAAUGCUCCGUCUGCAGCGAGAGGUUCAUGCGGAGCGAAGCCAUGAAUCGGCACAUGAGGAAACACACCGAAGGGAAGCCGUAUCGCUGCGCCGUCUGCAACGCGGAGUUUUCCAAUCGCAGCGGGCUGAUCCGCCACAAGCGGAAGCACGAGGACAUGAAACGAUUCUUCUGCUCCGUGUGCAAGACGUCCCUUCCCGACCGCACCAGUUUGAUCGAACACACGGGAAAGCACGUUCACGAGGGUCUUUAGACCACAAAAGAGAGAGAGGGCUGACAAGUACGAGUACUUUUGAAGUCUGUCUUCUACACACAUUCCACGUUUUGUUGUUUGAAGAACGGAAACGCUGACUCAUCCAAAAACAAUACCGCGUUUACAGGUCGCGACUCGAACUUGAACCGAGUGCGAGUGAUGUUGUUAUUGCGAGGGCUAACGCAGACGGACUAUUUGUAGCAGCGCCGCUUUUGACAUCAACUGGUGAGCCGCUCCCUUGCUCGUGACAAAACCAUGCCUCUCACCUGGAUAGUAGAAGGCUGAGGACGUGUUCCGACGAGUUUGUACACUUUGACAGCCAAUUUAGACCCAGAAAAAGGUAAUAACGACACGAUAAGACGCUUGGUUUCUCCCUCCUUUGCCAGAAUCGUGAGUCAUUCUUCAUCUAAACGGGAGUAUAACAAGAUUGUCAAUCCUAACCACAGCAGACCUCGUACAGUCAGUGAUGUUUUAGUAGGUUUGGCGUUCACAAAGUCCGCAGUGACUAAUAAUCACUGGUGUUGUCGGGAAUGAAGAAAAUGAGCAAAGUCGGUUAACUUGAAAUGUUACAAAUGUGCCUGUUACUACAGUGCAUAUAUACUUAGUGCAUAUAAAACCUUAAUGGUGAUGUUUUUGAGGGCUUUAACAAGCAAAAACAACCUUUUGAUUGCAUUUAUUUUAUAUUUGAAAUGAUUGAGCACAAACAAAAGUGUUUUUGUCUACACGGCGAUUGUGAACGUAAUGUAGACUUGUUCAGUUGCAAGUGCACUUCCCCUUUAAGGUUGUUUGUAUAAAAAAAAAUUUUUAAUUCUGAUUCCAGUUUGUCGGGCAGCUCGUCUCAUUUCAUUUUGUUCGGAUUUCAAUUCUUGUUGUAUUCAGUUCCAGUAUUGUUGUGUUGCACACCUGCCGAAGUGUGACGGAUAAAUGUUACAAUGUGAAAAGUUCUUUUGGAAAAGUGUAGUGUCUACUCAUUAAAGAUGACCUUUCCCGUUGA
Molecule: messenger RNA, 2669 nt
Organism: Nerophis ophidion (straightnose pipefish)
Lineage: Eukaryota; Metazoa; Chordata; Actinopteri; Syngnathiformes; Syngnathidae
Product: zinc finger protein 135-like
Exons: 2
Coding region: 284-1675 (463 amino acids)
Cellular component (GO): nucleus
Source: RefSeq, a predicted model, not a curated record